AUGAAAAGCGAACAACUGGGCUGCCGUUACUCCUUUGAUCAGAAAGUGGUGGUUGCGAUGCAGAUAGGGAAACUGGUAUUCUCAACUCUUCUGGAUUUAAUGCCUAUUGAAAGCCUGCCAGUAGUUUUAGAGAGAUCUACCCACAUUGCUCGAGCCAGCUUCCAGGUUGAUGCUUUUGGAUCAUCUUUCAUCCUAGAUGUGACGCUGAACCAUGACCUGCUGUCUUCUGAAUAUCUUGAGAGGCAUAUCGAGCCAGGUGGGAAGACGGUGGAAGUUAAAGGAGGAGAGCAUUGCUAUUAUCAGGGAGAAAUUCGAGGAAAUCCUGUAUCAUUUGUUGCCUUGUCAACAUGCCAUGGAUUACAUGGAAUGUUCUAUGAUGGAAAUCAUACUUACCUUAUCGAGCCAGAUGAAAACUACACUUCAGAUGAUGACUUCCAUUUCCACUCUGUUUACAAAUCCAAGUUGUUUGAGUUUCCUUCAGAUGACCUGCCAUCUGAGUUCUGGCAAAUGAAUACUACAUCACAGAAGUUUGUUGUAAAGCCAAGACACAAAAGAAGUAAAAGGCAGGUUCGUCAGAUUCCACGUAAAAUUGAAGAGGAAACAAAAUACAUUGAGUUAAUGAUUGUAAAUGAUCAUCUAAUGUGUAAAAAACACCGCUUGUCAGUCGGCCAUACAAACAGCUAUGCUAAAUCAGUUGUGAACAUGGCAGAUUUAAUAUAUAAAGAACAACUUAACACCAGGAUAGUAUUGGUUGCCAUGGAAACCUGGGCUACUGAUAACAAGUUCACCAUAUCUGAAAACCCCUUGGUGACCCUACGUGAGUUUAUGAAAUAUAGGAGGGAUUUUAUCAGAGAGAAAAGUGACGCAGUUCACCUUUUUUCGGGGAGUCGAUUUCAGAGCAGUCGGAGUGGUGUAGCCCACACUGGUGGAAUCUGCUCCUUGCUUAAAGGCGGAGGUGUGAACGAGUUUGGAAAGCCAGACUUAAUGGCAGUUACCCUGGCACAGACUUUGGCUCAAAACAUUGGCAUUUUCUCAGACAGAAGAAAACUUAUAAGUGGUGAGUGUAAGUGUGAGGACACAUGGUCUGGAUGCAUAAUGGGAGACACAGGAUAUUAUCUUCCAAGCAAGUUCUCCAAAUGUGACAUUGAAGAGUAUCAUGAAUUUUUAAACAAUGGAGGUGGAGCCUGCCUUUUCAAUAAACCAACCAAACUUCUGGAUCCUCCAGAAUGUGGCAAUGGCUUUGUGGAAGAUGGAGAAGAGUGUGACUGUGGGACGAUAGCGGAGUGUGCCAGCGAAGGAGGAGAGUGCUGCAAUACUUGCACCCUGACGGCAGGCUCCCAGUGCAGCAACGGGCUUUGCUGUCGCAAGUGUCGGUUUGAACCUAAAGGAGUUUUGUGCCGAGAAGCAGUGAAUGAUUGUGAUAUUGCAGAGAACUGCACAGGAAAUUCCAGUCAGUGUUCUCCCAAUAUUCAUAAAAUGGAUGGAUAUUCAUGUGAUAACAAGCAGGGUAUUUGUUUUGGAGGAAGAUGUAAAACCAGGGACCGGCAGUGUAAAUAUAUCUGGGGUGAAAAAGUGACAGCUGCUGACAGGUACUGCUAUGAGAAGCUGAACAUUGAAGGGACUGAGAAAGGAAACUGUGGAAGAGACAAGGACUCUUGGAUACAGUGCAAUAAACAGGAUGUGCUUUGUGGAUACCUUCUGUGCUCCAAUAUAUCCAAUGUGCCCAGACUUGGAGAACUUGAUGGUGAAAUCACAUCGUCAAUCUUGCAGUUUGGAAAAGUCUACAAUUGCAGUGGUGGCCAUGUGAAGCUUGAUGAGGAGACGGACCUGGGCUAUGUGGAGAAUGGGACACCAUGUGGGCCGAACAUGGUGUGCCUUGAGCAUCGCUGCCUCCCCACCGAGGCCUUCAACUUCAGUACCUGCCCAGGCACCACGGACAGCCAAAUUUGUUCAGGACACGGUGUUUGUAGCAAUGAAAUAAAGUGUGUCUGUGACCGAUUCUGGGGAGGAGAUGACUGCAGUUCUCGCAUCAAAGAUGAUAUAUUUUUUGAUAAAGAUGCCAUCAAUAAAGGUGUUGUUAGCACAAAUAUAAUAAUAGGCGCUAUUGCUGGCACCAUUUUAGUGUUGGCUCUCGUUUUAGGAAUAACUGGUUGGGGUUACAAAAACUACAGAAGACAGAGACAAAUACCCCAGGGAGAUUAUGUAAAAAAGCCUGGAGAGGCCGACUCUUUUUAUAGCGACAUGCCUCCUGGAGUCAGCACAAACUCUGCAUCUAGUUCUAAGAAGAGGUCUGCUUUUCUGUCGCAUUUUCAGAUUUCUACCUGUUCCAUCACCCAUUAUUCCAUUAGUCAGAACAUUUCAUUGUUUUGCAGCAGGUCAAAUGGAUUAUCUCAUUCCUGGAGUGAAAGGAUCCCAGACACAAAACAUAUUUCAGAUAUUUGUGAAAAUGGGAGGCCUAGGAGUAAUUCUUGGCAAGGUAAUAUAGGAGGAAACAGAAAGAAAGUCAGAGGCAAAAGAUUUAGGCCACGGUCUAAUUCAACUGAGACACUGUCUCCUGCAAAGUCUCCAUCUUCCUCCACUGGAUCUAUUGCUUCCAGCAGAAAAUACCCUUACCCGAUGCCACCACUUCCUGAUGAGGAGAAAAAAGCCAACAGGCAAAGUGCCAGGCUAUGGGAGACGUCCAUUUAGCUGCACUGUUUUCCUGGGGUGACAUCAGAACUGUUUACUUCGAAUUUUAUAGAAACUCAGCAUCACUGAGUCAUUGCACAUUCAUCUGCUCUUCAGACAAUUUGAAAGAUCAACAGAGAUGCCCGUGAUCACAGUGAGAACCUCCUCUCAUCUGGAAGGAAAAAAAGCAGUCUUUUUUUUUUUCUUUCUUUUUUUGUUGACUAGUAUUUUAUGGAUUUAAUGAACAACCAGAAUCAUAACAGCGGAUAAUUAGCCCGGACGUGACAAGGCUAUUCCGCAUGGUGACAGAUACACUUCCAUAGAAUCCCAACUGCAGUCUGUUUGCCAGUCCCGCGUAAGAGAGAGGUUUUUCUCUGGUUUAUUGUGGUCCCGAGUCAGACCAGAGUGGAAUUGGGAACGUGCCUCCUGGAGAUCCCAGCUGAUGUAAACUUGUACGCUGUAUGCAUGAACCUUGUGUUCUUUACUUUCCACAUGUAAGGGAUAAACAACAUACUGUAGUAGAAAUUAGCAUGCAGGAGUAAGAAAUAUAGGAUUUUUUUUGUGACAGGAUUUCAAACUUUGAAAGGCAGCAAUUUGACACAAAUGUCAAACAAACAAGGAUUAUAUCUUUUUUUUACCUUAUGUGUUUAUAAUCUCAGUAUACAGAUUGUAUAUAUGUAAACAUUUGAUAAUGUCAAAAAUAGCUGUUAUACUUAAAUGUAUUUUGCCAAAUGCCUAAGGAAACAGUCACGACUAACAUCAUCACACUUCCGAUUUUCUAAUAUUACAAGCAGACAUCUUUGGAAAUAC
Molecule: messenger RNA, 3477 nt
Organism: Charadrius vociferus (killdeer)
Lineage: Eukaryota; Metazoa; Chordata; Aves; Charadriiformes; Charadriidae
Gene: ADAM22
Product: ADAM metallopeptidase domain 22
Exons: 31
Coding region: 1-2688 (895 amino acids)
Biological process (GO): proteolysis
Cellular component (GO): postsynaptic density membrane
Molecular function (GO): metalloendopeptidase activity
Source: RefSeq, a predicted model, not a curated record